GCAGCAGCAGCAGCCGGAGACAGACUGCGUAAAGUGGAGGAAAUAACGGGGGAGAGAGAGAGAGAGAUUUGGGGGGGAGCUUUUCUUACAUAAACGGGGGGUUUCUUCACCGCAGAGAAGGACAACUGACGGAGAGAAAAUCGGCUCCAAAUGGCCAAACCGCAGGAGGUGGAGCGCAUCGCCAAAAAGCUGGAUAAAAUGGUGCACGUGAAGGACACGGACGGAGCUCUCGACCUGCUGAGGGAACUAAAGGACAUGAAGAUAUCUCUGGAGACCCUGCAGUCCACCAGAGUUGGGAUGUCGGUGAACGCGGUGAGGAAACACAGCUCCGAUGAAGAAGUUCAGACUUUGGCCAAAGCGCUCAUCAAGUCCUGGAAGAAACUGCUGGACGGUUCAGUGGAGAAGCCGGACGAGAAGGAGAAAAAGAGAGAAGGCUCCCCUGUGAGGUCGUCGUCCGCCUCCAAGGACUCCGGCAACAGCGAGAAAAGCAGUAUGAAGUCAGGGGAGUCCCUCAGCACACCCACCUCACCCUGUGCGCCCACCGCGCCCACCGCACCUCCCUCCCCCACUACCUCAACGCCUCCCCCUCCGAUGGCCUCGUUCCCCCCGGCCCCCGUCACCACCCACGGCGUGCGCAACAAGUGUCGAGAGCUGCUGGUGGCGGCGCUGCAGACUGAUGAUGACCACAAGACCAUCGGUGUCCACUGUGAAAAUCUUGCAGCACAAAUUGAAGAGGAGAUCUUCCAGGAGUUUAAGACGACGGAUAUCAAAUACAAAACCCGUCUGCGAAGCCGCAUAUCCAACCUCAAGGACCAGAAGAAUCCCGACCUGCGGCGCAACGUACUGUGUGGAAACAUCUCUGCUCAACGCAUCGCCUCCAUGACGGCUGAGGAGAUGGCAAGUGCAGAGCUGAAGCAAAAGCGACAGGAUCUGACAAAAGAGUCCAUCAGAGAGCAUCAGCUGUCAAAGGUCGGUGGAACUGAGACGGACAUGUUCAUCUGCAGCAAGUGUCACGGAAAGAACUGCUCUUACACGCAGGUGCAGAUCCGCAGUGCUGACGAGCCCAUGACCACCUUUGUGCUGUGUAACAACUGUGGCAACAGAUGGAAGGUAAAUGACAAUAAAAAAAAAAAAAGUAUUAAAUAGUAUCAACAGACGUUUAAAAGGUGCUAAAUUCCAAAUUCAGACCAUAUGUACGAUCAAGGGAUCGGCCCACAUGGCUUCUAACGUGGCGACCGCUCAAACAACGGCAACAGUGCUGACGGUGUUAACUUGUAGGGGAACCGGAUGGUAGCAGCUACACUUCCUCCACAACGCCACCUACACCCGUCUACACCCAGGUGUGAGCACCACGUGAGCUCCGUGCAGAGUGAGCCUGCCAUGUUUACAAAGCACAGACCGAGCGAAGCUUAGACACGCGCAGAGAGAGUGACUAUAUGCUUUGCGCAGUUGGACAUAUACGCUUUAUAUAAAGUCUCUGAAUUGGAGGUUUCCACCUUUUAAGGUUAAACCUGCAAUGAUCAAGUAAUGAUAUCCGCAGUUUGCAUGUUAGUAUUUCUGCACAUGAAAAUACAAGCAUUUUUCACUAUUGUCACUGAUAAUGAAAGGCAUUUUGUUUUUGUGUGGGAGAUGAAUAACUGAAGUAAGUAGGGCGAGAAGCUUCACUAAAUAACUAAAUGAUAAAGGUUGGCGGGUGGACGUGUGAGGGACACUCGCCACAAGAUGGCGGCAGAGACCAGGCUCUAACUGCUCCUCCUCUUCCUCCCCCCUAACCGAACUCCUGGCUCUCCACUAAUUGGAGACACUGAAGGCUCGUGGGAAGUGUCCCAGCACGUCCUCCAUCUGAAACAUGGCAUGAGGCUUUAAUGUUUAUCAAACAGAUAUUUAAUCUGAUAUUUUUAAACCACGUUUAGUUUCAUAUCCUCCCUGAACUCAGGAAUGUUUCCAAAUAAGCAUUCAAAAGUUGUUUUUGUGGUAUAUAACAAUGAAAUCUCUUUUCAUUGUAAUACAGUUCAGUGGUCAAAAUCUUGAACAAAACGUGUUCUGUAAAAUCAAAGUGGUGCUAUAAGAACCUAAAGAGCUCCUCAGAAGUGAAGCGUUAGCUGAUUCGUCUCUGUAAUUAUGAGCUACAAAUGUCUAUGACGAGUACCUGAUGCCACUGGUACAAUAUGCAGCCAUGCAAACUUUCAAGGCAAGGUAAACAAAACGUUAACAUUUUAGAUUUUUUUUUAGAAUUGUAAUUCACUGCAAAGUAAACUUUAAUACUAAUAAUAUAUUUUUUUGUCUUUCUUACAGUUCUGUUGAAGAGUGUGUGUGCGUGUUUGUGUGUGAGUAUUACUCCAUCAUGAAGCAAACUGACUAGUGAAUUGAUUGUAAAAAUAAUGAUAAUUAAAACAAAAAUUUAGUUUUUCUUUUAUGUAUAUAAAAGUGAAAGCUGGUGUAUAUUUAGAGAAGAAUAUGCUAGCUCAUGUUUUGUUUUUGCGCACUUAGAAGAAAGAAUUUCUUGAGCUAGCAGAAGCUUUAAGCAAUGUUACAAUAACAUUUAGGCUUAAUAAAAUAGCGGAUGUGCCUUUCUUUGCCAUGUUGUGCUGCCACAAUAUUUUCCCUUAACAUUUCUAAUAAAGUGGCUCUUGGAUUACAA
Molecule: messenger RNA, 2641 nt
Organism: Gasterosteus aculeatus aculeatus (three-spined stickleback)
Lineage: Eukaryota; Metazoa; Chordata; Actinopteri; Perciformes; Gasterosteidae
Gene: tcea2
Product: transcription elongation factor A (SII), 2
Biological process (GO): transcription elongation by RNA polymerase II; DNA-templated transcription
Cellular component (GO): nucleus
Molecular function (GO): nucleic acid binding; zinc ion binding
Source: RefSeq, a predicted model, not a curated record